CACCGAUAGCGGCGGCGGAGGUGCAGGAGUAGCGGCUGCCGGUGGUGCCGGAGGAGGUAGCGACUACGAGCCAGGUGAGGUUCGUCGGGAUCAACCUACGUACGCUCGCUCCGAUAGAUUUCCUGAUAGCCAUGCUUUGAAUAAAUGCCUGGUGCCAGAACUUGAAUCUUGAGGAAGGCACAUUGGUAUGGUUUUGGUGAAUGGUGAAUGGUGGUGGAUUCGGUGUGAAAUAUUGUUUUAGGGGUUUUGAAUUGUAAAAGAUGCAUAUGGGAAAUUACAUUGAAAGACUUAUGCAUACAACUGUAAAUGUUGCCUGGAGCAAGAACUUGACUUUUGAGGAAGGCACAUUGUUAUGGGGUACUGGUGAUGGAUUUGGUCUGAAAAUAUUGGUUUUAGGGGUUUUGAUUUGUAAAGAUGCACAUGGAAAUGACCUGGAAGAACUUGGGUGUGUGGGUGUCACUCAUUUCAUGGGGACUAUAUCUGGGUUUUGACAUUUAAUGGGACAUAUAUUCAUGGUCAGCCACAUACUCAAUCUCAUGAAAAAAUCUUAUAGAAUUUGAUAUUUUCGUGUAAGCUGUAAGGUGGUUUGAGAAGUUGUUGGGCACUGCCAUUGACAUUGAUUUUUACUAUUGCAUUUGUUGCCGGUACUGUUAAUAGUAAUAAUUAACAUCAAGCCAGGGAUUUCUGACGAGGGAUGGAACUUAAUGACUUCUGGUGAGUGGUAUAAACCAUCAGGUGAAAUAUAAAUGAAGACCCACAUUCUGUCGGUGAUGGUGUGGAUUGGGGCUGGCAUCCAAUAUUUGGUCUUCAAUCAUGUAGUAUUUCACUAUUUGUGCUUGGAUUUCUUGGCAACUAAUGUAUGUCUAGUUUGCUUGUAUGUCCCUUUUUAGCUUCUGAAUGAGUGGUGCUGCUUUUGAGGGGAACUUUUAGUUUCAAUUUUUUGGAUGGUUAAGUUGGGCUUAUAUUGUGCUUGUCAGUUUUCUUGAGCAAGACAUGUUUCUCCAUUAGUUCAUAUUAUCCUGGGAAUAUUUUGCAGUGGAAUUGGCUUAUUGCAUUUAGGUUUGAGCUCAUAGGUUCUUUAACAUGUGCUGGAUAAGAUGUAGGAUUUUUCAUGUAUGUUGUGGCCUCCUCUUUUCAAUAGUUCAACAGACUUCUACGUUGAUUAUUGAUUAUUCAAAAUAAAUGGUUAACAUUAGACCAUUAGUUGUUUCUUUUACAGUUUUGAUUGACUGACUUUUCUACCCUAAUCUGCCCUCUUUUAUUGAUAAAGGAUGUGGAAAUUAGAUUUAAUGGAUUAUGUGAAAUUUGGUUAACUAAUUUUAUUAUACACUCUAUUGUAGCUGGCAACUAGGAUGGGGUAGCCAAUUCAGUCAGUAUUUGCAUCUGUAAGUGUUGGUUGCCUUUGAUUAAAAAAAUUGGGCUUACAGUGUGAGGUAUUUUGGGGAAAACUAGUUUAUCUGUUUUAUGGUGUUAAUCUUGAGGAUCACAAGCAAUUGCAUUUGAGGGGUGGAUAUAAAUAUUCUUUGGUACAGUUGUUUUUACUGGUAUCAUUGACAAGCCACUUCGGAGGUAAUUUCAAGGCAGUAAUUCACUGGGAUCAAUAUCAUCUUCAUGCUAUCAUUUUUAUUCUUGAAAAGAAGACCUGAAUAAUGGGAAUUUUUGACGGCAUAGUUGAUUGUUGUUCCAUGGGUUGCAAAAUAUAGCUUUAGUAGGAAACUGUGCUUUGGGUUGCUUUUUAAGUUAUGAUACCGUCUCUCUUAUGUUCUGGGUUUCGCUGGCCAUUUUCAGGAUAUAGAAUGCGUGCAGGUUCUGUUUCUCCUGUACGCCGUAGGAAUACAGAUCGCAGGUACAGUCCAAAUUUUGAUAAUUCUAAUGGACCACCUCAUGGUCGUGGAUUUGGCGGUGGGAGAGAUCCUGGUAGAUAUAGAGACUACUCACCCCCUUAUGGUCGUGGAAGGGAAGGUGGCAGGUUUCCAGUUAGAGGCUAUGAUCGACAUGGUUUUGUUCCGGGAUCAGUUAGAGGGGAAGGUGUGGCUAGAAAUAAUCCAAAUGUGCAGCCAAGAGAAGGUGACUGGAUAUGCUCCGAUCCCCUGUGCAACAACUUGAACUUUGCUCGACGAGAGUACUGUAACAACUGCAAUAGACCCCGAUACGCACCUGCUGGGAGUCCUAGGAGAGGUCAUGCCAGUCUCUUGCCUAUCACUGGACGUCUCGGGCCUUCUGGCCCCCCAAUGGAUCGUUCUCCUGGAAGGCUCAUGAAUGGGUAUAGAUCCCCUCCUCGUGGCUGGGCUAGAGAUGAUCCUAGAGAUUUUAGAGCUGGGAUGCCUCCUCCGAGAUAUGAAGGCAGGUUUCAUGAUCACCCUCCCUUGCGCAGAGAUAGACCAGAUUUUCCUGAAGAUGAUUAUAGGGACAGAGGUAGAUUUGAUAGACCACUGCCACUUAACUGGGGCCACAGAGAUCGUGGGAGGGAGACCUACAUAGGCGAGAGGCGACUGCCAUCUCCACCCCCACCUCCGCUACCAUCCCUACCACCUCGCGGUCAGUGGCCUCGAGACAUCAGAGAAAGGAGCCGCUCUCCAAUCAGAGAUAGAGCACCACACCCAAAGGACUAUCGCCGCCCCAUGUUUGUGGACAGAGGCCGAGAUGAUCGUCGCGCUGGCCGUGAUGCGUUUUAGCUGUGGUUCGAUUAAAUUUGAUGCUGUGUUAUAAACCGAAGCCCCUACUCUUUUCAAUUGUUUCAUGGAUUUGUAAAACACGACACAGCCCAUUAAUACUGUCCGUGAAACCCUCCUUACGCAGAGCAAAGGAUGAGUGCCUUUUUCCCCUUCAGGACUUGUCCAUUCCUAUUGCACAUCAAAACUACGGAGUAUUAUAGAAACGAAAUUCUUUUAGCAA
This is a messenger RNA of Ipomoea triloba (trilobed morning glory), 2895 nucleotides long. Its product is annotated as RNA-binding protein EWS. Gene Ontology annotation, cellular component: nucleus. The transcript is spliced from 3 exons. Bases 1743 to 2675 code for a protein of 310 amino acids. NCBI's taxonomy places the organism in Eukaryota, Viridiplantae, Streptophyta, Magnoliopsida, Solanales, Convolvulaceae. Gene Ontology annotation, biological process: regulation of DNA-templated transcription. Gene Ontology annotation, molecular function: RNA binding; transcription coregulator activity. The record is from RefSeq and is a predicted model, not a curated record.